This is a messenger RNA of Enhydra lutris kenyoni (northern sea otter), 2063 nucleotides long. It is a transcript of the gene ODAD1, whose product is annotated as coiled-coil domain containing 114. Gene Ontology annotation, biological process: cilium movement; outer dynein arm assembly. The record is from RefSeq and is a predicted model, not a curated record. Gene Ontology annotation, cellular component: axoneme. NCBI's taxonomy places the organism in Eukaryota, Metazoa, Chordata, Mammalia, Carnivora, Mustelidae. Bases 42 to 2063 code for a protein of 673 amino acids. The transcript has 13 exons.
CAGACUGGGAGCUGAGCAGACUACAGCGGCAAUGCAAGGUGAUGGAGGGGGAGAGGCAGGCCUACAGCAAGGAAGUCCACCAGCGCAUCAACAAGCAGCUUGAGGAGAUCCAGCGCCUGGAGGGGUUGCGGGAUAAACUUCAGGUGCAGAUCAGCGUGGCCCAGAGCCAGGUCAAGCGGCUGCGGGACAGUGAGAGGCUGGAGAACAUGGGCCGGCUGCUCAAGUGCCGGGUCCAAGUGCAGGCCGAGGUCAAGGAGCUCCAGGAGCAGACCAGAACCCUGGACAAGCAGAUCCAGGAGUGGGAGACCCGGAUCUUUGCCCUAGGUAAGGAAGUCAGGGCCCCGGGGGUCAUCCUGGAUCAGAAAGUCAAGAUCCAGCAAAGGAUCAAGAUUCUAGAAGACCAGUUGGACAGGGUCACGUGUCGCUUUGACAACCAGCUGGUGCGGAAUGCGGCGCUGCGGGAGGAGCUGGACCUCCUGCGCAUUGAGCGGAACCGCUAUCUGAACGUGGACCGCAAGCUGCAGAAGGAAAUCGAGCUUCUGCGACACAUGGUCAGCUCCCUAAUGGUCUCCUCUGCGGCUGCCUACACCGUCAGAGAGGAGGCCAAGAGCAAGAUGGACCUGCUGCGGGAGAGGGCGGAGAAGGAGGUGGCCCAGAAAGACGCGGAGGUGCAGACCCUGCAGCGGCAGAUCGCGCACCUGGAGCAGCUGCACCGCUUCCUCAAGCUCAAGAACAGCGAUCGGAUGCCGGACCCCGCGGUCGUGGAGAAGCGCGAGAAGCGCGCCCGGGAGGUGGCCGAGGGCCUCCGGAAGACCUCCCAGGAGAAGCUGGUGAUGCGCUGCGAGGACGCCAUGAACAAACUGUCCCAGCUGACGGGGGAGAGCGACCCGGACCUGCUGGUGGAGAAGUACCUGGAGAUGGAGGAGCGCAACUUCGCCGAGUUCACCUUCAUCAACGAGCAGAACUCACGGCUGGAGCAUCUGCAGGAGGAGAUCAACGAGAUGCAGAAGGCCUUGGCGAGCACGCGCGCCAGCGAGGAUCUCGUGCGGGCACAGCAAGAGCAGGAGAGGAAGGACUUGGAGCAGCGCGUGGACGAGGUGCACGCGGAGGCCCUGGGCGUGGAGGCCAACUUCCAGGAUGUGCGGGGGCGGCUGGAGAAGCUCAAGGCGGACCUCCAGCAGCUCUUCACCAGGGCCAAGUGUGACAACACCGUCAUCGAAGACCUCCUGGGGGUCAAGACCCACAUGCGAGACCGGGACAUUGGCCUCUUCCUGGGCCUCAUCGAGAAGCGGCUGGUCGAGCUCCUGUCCGUGCAGGCCUACCUAGAUUUUCAGAGCUACAGCUCCCCCAGCUUGGUUAGCACCGCCCUCCUGGUUCUGGGCCAGAGCCCUGAGGACCUCCCGAAGAGGAUGGCCGCACCCCAGCUCCCUGACAACCAGGAGGACACCCCAGGCUUUGAGGCCAAAGAGGACGCCCCAAUGAGCAAGGAAGAGCUGCGGAACCAAGUGACAAAGCUGCUGGAGGCGCGGGAGCUGGCGCGGGAGCAGCAGCUGAAGGAGCUGGCGGGCGCCGUGCGAAAGGUCGAGAGCGCACCCAGCGUACCCAGCCUCUCGGGCACCCAGCAGGUCUCCUCGGGCUCACCCGUGGGGAUCGCCAAGAGCCCCAGCAUCAUGCCCAGCUCCAUCCUGAGCCAGAGGACUAGUGGCAUCCUGGCGUCCAGUGGGGGCCGUGCCACCGGCUCCAAUGUCGGCCGGGUCACCUUUGGUGACCCCAGCUCCAGUAUAGGCCAUGUGACCUUUGCUUCCACCAGCGCCAUGGGGGUUCCGCUCUCUAGCCGGGGCUCGACGGGGGGCCAUGUGACCUUCAGGACCUCCAGCUCUAGUAACUACCUGGGGUCCACUGGGUACAGGGUGUCCAGCGGUGUCCAUGAGAGCCACGUGGGCACGGAGAGCAGAAGCAUGGGGUCGGAAUUGAGUGGAGCCCUCGGGUCCAGCAGAGGCCAAGUCUCCAGCCCCCGCCACACUUCCAGCACCCGCUGGGGCUCCACCACCAGCAAAGAUUAG